Gaeumannomyces tritici R3-111a-1 is the source of this 1133-nucleotide messenger RNA. RefSeq lists its product as hypothetical. The transcript is spliced from 2 exons. Gene Ontology annotation, molecular function: protein kinase activity. Gene Ontology annotation, biological process: protein phosphorylation. The coding region runs from base 78 to 1133 and encodes 351 amino acids. The record is from RefSeq and is a predicted model, not a curated record. Lineage: Eukaryota; Fungi; Ascomycota; Sordariomycetes; Magnaporthales; Magnaporthaceae.
GGUUAGUUAAUUUGACCGAUUUCUCACCCCGCCGUCAACACACCACCGAAGAUUUAAACUACCGGCCUGGACGCUCGAUGCCGCCGCCGAGUAAAAUCGCGUCUGGGGCCUCACGGAGAGGUCGCAGCAACAGCAGCGCUGCUGGCAAGAAGCGAUCAUCCAGCCAAAUUGGCGCUCCACUGCCCCCCACCAAGCGAUCCUGCUCCACAUCUCCAACGGAGGCCGGCAAUGACGCACUAUCGAAUCGGGUGCAUCGACGUGUCGUUCUCCGUGACUAUGGAAAGCCCAUCUACAAAGCAAGCUCUCGAUCGGCCCUCCUUGCAGCUUUCGAGGGCAGCAUUGAAGGACACGAAUCCUUGCGCAAGGCUGGCUUCCUGCAUAGGGACAUUUCGAUUAACAAUCUUAUGAUUAACGAGGACGAUGGCAAUCACUCCUGGCCUUCGUUUUUGAUCGACCUGGACCUUGCCAUUAAAGUGCAACGAGAAGCCGCCUUAGGAGCAAGGGGAAAGACCGGGACGAGGGCCUUUAUGGCCAUCGGUGCGCUUCUGGGCGAGCAGCAUUCUUUCAUGCACGAUUUCGAGUCGUUCUUUUGGGUGCUGUUUUGGAUAUGCAUUCACUACAAAGGGCCAGAUGAGGGCAGAGCCGUUCCGCGGUUUGAGGAGUGGAAUUACGUUGACACAGAGGAGCUAGCAGAGCUAAAGAAAGGGCAAGUAUCCCAUGAAGGCGACUUCAUCAGAACCGCAGAAGAGAAUUUCACACCAUACUACCAGCCAUUGAUACCUUGGGUUAACAGACUACGGAAAGCGGUAUUUCCGAAUGGUGGGAGAUGGGAAAAAGAUGAAACAGAAUUGGGCUCGACGGGAAUGCUGCCCGACAUCUAUUAUGGGGUAGUCCUCGGCGGUGAAAGGGUUCCUGACGGCGAGUGUCCUCAGAGGGGCCAGUGGUGCGAUCUGUCGUCUGGGUCCAAGUCGCACCUUUGCAGCAGCUGCUGCCGAGAUCGUGACGGUGCCAUCCGAUACUUCCACUUCGUCGACAGCGAUUCCGAGGCUGACGAUGAGUCCUCUAUCCCCUCGAAGUCGGAAUCGGGCUUCGAGUCCAUCAGCGAGCAAGUCAACGCUGUCACCGAGACAUAA